This is a messenger RNA of Condylostylus longicornis, 3186 nucleotides long. RefSeq names its product nuclear transcription factor Y subunit gamma. The record is from RefSeq and is a predicted model, not a curated record. The transcript is spliced from 6 exons. NCBI's taxonomy places the organism in Eukaryota, Metazoa, Arthropoda, Insecta, Diptera, Dolichopodidae. Bases 598 to 3099 code for a protein of 833 amino acids.
UAGCGGAGUAAUAUCAGCAGAUGUCGCUCUUGUUUCAAUUGUAAUAAAAUGGCUCUAUAUUUGUCUCAUGGAAGACAUUUUGGAGUAAAUUCAAAAAGAAAUAAUUAUUGAAUUCAAAAUCAAGAAAUUUUUGUAUGCUUAUAUAUUUUAUAUGGAACACUUGCACACACAUUUAUAAAAGUUCAUAUGUGUGAAUAUAAAUGAUUGAAGAAAACUCUCAAAUUAUUUAGGAGAAAAAAAUUAUCAAAAGAGUAUAAAAAAUACAUUCAACUUACAAAAUAAUAGUUUUGAAGGAAAUUUGAAGGAAGGAAGAAAAAAAGAACAACGUACUUUUUGUUUUCGGCUUUUUUUUUGUUUCUUUAUUAAAAAUUUGAAAAAAAAAUAUUAACACCCAUGGAACUUAGAAACGAAAUCUAUUAUUUAAUUGAUCAAUCAUCAAAUAUGCACAAUACAAAUAUUUAUUCAAAUUUUAAAUAAGACUAAUAAAACAUUACAAUUAUAAAACAACAAAAAUUAAUUCUUAUAUUCUAAAACAAUAAAAAAAUUAUUAAUAAAAUUUUAAAAAUACAAACACAAAAAAAAAUCUACUCGAUUAUAAUGACAACCGUGAUAUAUAAUGGAAGCCCCUCCCGGCAUCAUAGCCGUAUGACAAGUUCACAUCAUUUACAUCAUCAAGCACAACAAACAAUACCACCACCAUCACAUUACUCACCGACAUCGAAUCAACAGCAUUCAAAUUCGAAACAUCCACCGACACCAUCAUCUGUAAUGUCAUUUAAUUCACAUCAUCAAUCAUCAUCAUUAAAUCCAAUAAUAAUGCCGCCAGCAUCAUAUUUAUCAACUGGUACACCGAUGUCAUCAUCAUCUAUUUCACUUUCACAACAACAACAUCAACAACAACAUUCAGUUUCAUCGCAUUUACCGCCAACAAUGCAAAAUCACCCACCUCAAUAUCAACAACAUAUACAAGGACAUUAUCAUCAUGCAACAUUAUCAAUGUAUCCAGUUGGAACUGGCGGACGUCAACAUAAACGUAGAUCAGCUGUUGAAAUGCUUGCCGAAAGUAAACCUUUAUAUGUUAAAUCUGAAACAGUUUUAGAUCGUCAUCAACAUUUAAUGUAUAGAACUGCUGCAGCUGCAGCUGUACAUGGUUCAAAUACACUUGGUAGAGAAAGUAAUACACCAGGAAAUGCAGUCGCUUGUAUAUUAUCACCUGUAAGAACAUUAGGUCAUCAUCAUCACCAUCAUCAUCAUCAUACAAAUAAUGGUAUUAAUAGUAGUAUAGUAUUAGAGAGAGGUACACAGGUUAUUUCAAGUUCUCAACGUUCAGCUAAUCGUCGUAGUGCUUCAUCUAGUUCAGAUUUAUUACAGACCAAAUUACGUAAGCUUUUAAAUGCUGAUACCAAAGAUAUUUCAGUUCCUGAAUUGCCACGAUAUAAAGCAAAUACUAUGGGAAUGCCGAAGAAAUAUGAUACAUUUAGUAAAUACCAAUCCGUAAAAUAUAAUCAAGAGCUGUCAAUUCAUCCUUCAAAUGAUCAAACUGAUUCUAACGUUAUGUUUCCUAGUGCUUUUUUGUCACCACAAUCGCUGCCACCAAAUCCUGUUUCAGAUGAUGAUAUUUAUUCAUAUGGAAUUGAUGAACCACUUAUUUUAACUGAAGACUAUCGCGCAAUUAGUCCACCCGCUGAAUAUGCAGCGGUUGAUAGUUCGCCAGAAAAGGACCAAAGAUGUAAUUACCAACGAUCCUUUUCUCAUUCUCAUGAAGUUGCCUCAGAUGAUCCUGAUUAUUCAUCCCCAUCCUAUAAUAUUAAUAGUCAUAAAUCAUUACCAGACUUACAUUCACAAAUUAGUCGGCAUUCACCACAUAGUGAAGUUUUAAGCUGCUGCAGCCGCGGUAAUCGUUCAAAUAAAUCGGGUGGCGGUAGCUCUUUAAAUCGUGAUUCCGGUGGUUCAUCUGGCCACUAUACGCAUCGAAGUGAACCAUGUUGUAAACAACAACGCGAUAUGAAUAAAGUUUAUGUUGGAACUGAAUAUCGACGUGAUAGCGGUUCCUCAACACAACAUAGUGGAAAUUCAUAUUAUGGUUAUGCUGUAUCUAGUACUCGUUAUGAUUGUCCCGAAUGUCGUUCAAAAUAUCAAAAAGAUUCUGAAUGCCUUCUUAAUUUUACAACACCUGAAGUACCAGAAGCAUUUCAAGACGAUUAUCCUGGCGAGCAAACAGCUAAAGCGACAGCUCGUUACUAUGAGGAAAAAUCUAAGAGUCGAAAAAAUUAUAUUCAAAGUGGUAAAUUGAAUCAAUCACAUCAACAACAGCAACAUCAACAACAGCAACAACAACAGCAACAUCAUACUCAGCAACAACAACAUAUUCAAAAACCACCAACCCAACAAGAAUUAAAGCAUCAUAGACAUAGCAGUGGUAGUAGUCAACAUCAUACGCAGAAUAGUCCUACAAUUCGUACACCAGAUGGUAGUAUUGGUAGUCUAAAUAAUGAGCAACCUCAAAUUCAAUUAAAACCACAAGAAUUAAGUCCACCACUUGGUACAUUUAAACGUCAAAAAUGUUUUCGAUUUAAGCAACGAACACGUUAUUCAACAUCAAAUGAUCGAAAUUCAUGUAGAACUGAAAAUGCAGCUAUUGCUGUAUCAAGUGCUGCAGCUACAAUGUCAGCAUCAUGUGAAGAUGAUCGUAAACCGAUCUUACGUUCUAAAAGUGAUAUUAGCGAUCGUUAUUGGAAUCGUGGUUCACCAAUUAGUGAUAGUUGUAGUAAAUUAUCAACAUUUGGAAUUGAUAAACGUGGACGAUCUGAAAGUAUGUCACAAUUAGAGAAAUUCUUUGAUCGUUUGGGUUUAAAUGAAGAAAAAUAUGAAGAAAUUUAUAGUCCAAAAAGACGUUUCAGCAGUGAUAAUGAAUCGGAUCAAUCAAGUACCGUAUUCUUUUCAGAUGUAAGCACUGUUGAUUCAACACGAUUACCAGAUAGUACAGAAACACAACCACAGACACAACCAUAUAGACCAACAGAGCCACCAUCAAUUGUUGAACGUAAUGCACGCAUUAUUAAAUGGUUGUGCAAUUGUAGAAAGCAAGCGUUAACAUAACAUUGACUAUAUAAUAUAGAAAAUAAAUUUUAACAAAAUUAUUUUAAUUUUUUUUAAGUUCGUCUUUUUUGUUGUUUUUCGUUUUCG